AUGGAUCAGUCUAUGAUUACAUUGCCUCCUACUAAGUUUGGGGAAGAAGAUUGCAAGAUAUGGGGAUCAAUCAACAAUCAUUCAAAAAAUUUAUACUUGAAGACUGUUAAAGAAAUCCUCUCUCACUCGUUAUUCAGUAAGCUGGAAAAUACUUUUCUUGGCCCGAUCAUCAAAGAGGGUUUAAGAAAAGCAGGUGGUAAUCAAAAAGGUGAUGGCUUGGGUUUUUCUGGGCAGCUGGUUUACUUUCUGGUAGUAAGACAGAUUGUGUCGUCAAGGGAAGACGAGAUUUGGUUUUGCAUCAACAACAAGCCGAUGAGAUUCUCAUUGAUUGAGUUUCAUCUUGUCACUGGAUUACCAUGCUGGAUAAAAGAAGAUGAAGUCCCAGUAGAUUUUGAGUGUGAUUGGCCUUUAUUUUUGCCUGACAAACGCUACAAUGUGGAUGAUUUGAUAGCACAAUUGAAGGUCUUGGGUGAGGAUGAUGAGGAAAGCAAGCUACGGCUUGCUAUGUUGAUUGUUUUUUUGACCAUCUUCAUGUUGCCAUAUGGCAUUACAAAGUACAAGAUUCCAAAGGAGUAUUUGGCCAUUGCGAAAAAGAAUAUCCAUGUG
Camelina sativa (false flax) is the source of this 606-nucleotide messenger RNA. RefSeq lists its product as uncharacterized. Lineage: Eukaryota; Viridiplantae; Streptophyta; Magnoliopsida; Brassicales; Brassicaceae. The record is from RefSeq and is a predicted model, not a curated record.